AUGGCCGACAAGAAGAACGAGGACUAUGUUGUCCGCAUGCCGGAGAGCGAUGCGUUUUCGGAAAAGGGCUUCAGCAGCCGGUCCAGCACGUAUUCGUCGCGUGUCGGUCACGGCUCCGCCGCACCGCUGAACAUCAACCAGCUGGACAACAGCCCGGGCCUGUCCAUCCUGGCGUAUUGUUUGGCGUCCAUCAGCAUGACCGUGGUCAACAAAUACGUCGUCUCUGGCAGCGCCUGGAACCUCAAUUUCCUCUACCUUGCCAUCCAGUCCACGGUCUGCAUACUGGCCAUCCUGUUUGGCAAGCAGGUCGGCCUGAUCAAGCACCUCUCUCCAUUUGAUCCGGAAAAGGGCAAACGAUGGUUCCCCAUCUCGCUCCUGCUCGUCGGCAUGAUCUACACCGGUGCCAAGGCGCUGCAGUUCCUCUCGGUCCCCGUGUACACCAUCUUCAAGAACCUGACGAUCAUUGUGAUCGCGUACGGCGAGGUGCUCUGGUUCGGCGGCCAGGUGUCCCCGAUCACGCUGCUCUCGUUCGGCCUGAUGGUGCUGAGCUCCAUCAUCGCCGCCUGGGCCGACAUCCAAGCCGCACUCAACAGCGUCGGCCACACGGCCGCGGCCACCGAGGCUAUCUCGACGCUGAACGCUGGCUACGCCUGGAUGGGCCUGAACGUCUUCUGCUCGGCCUCGUUUGUCCUGGGCAUGCGCAAGGUGAUCAAGAAGAUGAACUUUAAGGACAAGGACACCAUGUUCUACAACAACCUCCUCAGCAUCCCGAUCCUAGUGGUGUGCUCUCUCCUGCUCGAGGACUGGUCCAGCGAGAACCUGGAGCGCAACUUUCCUGUGGAGACGCGGACGAAGCUGCUGAUCGGCAUGGUGUAUUCGGGGCUGGCUGCUAUCUUCAUCUCGUACUGCUCGGCCUGGUGUGUGCGCGUGACGUCGUCGACGACGUACUCGAUGGUGGGCGCGCUGAACAAGCUGCCCAUUGCCGUCAGCGGUCUCGUCUUCUUCGACGCCCCCAUCACGUUUGGCAGCGUGGCGGCCAUUGCGCUCGGCUUUGUCAGCGGCCUGGUGUACGCGUGGGCCAAGGUGCGGCAGUCGGUCAAGCCGAGCGAGUCGCUGCCGAUGCAGCAGCCGGUGAUGAGCGCCAGCUCGCAGAGCAGCAAGGACGCGUCGAACGCGUGA
This is a messenger RNA of Grosmannia clavigera kw1407, 1179 nucleotides long. RefSeq names its product golgi GDP-mannose transporter. NCBI's taxonomy places the organism in Eukaryota, Fungi, Ascomycota, Sordariomycetes, Ophiostomatales, Ophiostomataceae. Gene Ontology annotation, biological process: transmembrane transport. The record is from RefSeq and is a predicted model, not a curated record. The transcript has 4 exons. Bases 1 to 1179 code for a protein of 392 amino acids. Gene Ontology annotation, molecular function: GDP-mannose transmembrane transporter activity; antiporter activity. Gene Ontology annotation, cellular component: Golgi apparatus.